CCCACGGGCGGGCCAGGGAUCAGUAUGAAUGACCACACAACAUCAGACGAACGGCUUCUAGCCAGUAGAGGAGCAUUUGAACGAGUGAUUGCAGCUCAUGUCGCAGCACAACCAGCUCCAGCUCCUAUCUUGGCGGCACCUGCAUUGAAGGAAGCCAUAGACGCUGAUCGCAAUGCCGACUUCACGGUGGAUAUAACAGUUUGCAUUCGCGUACGGCCACUGCUACCCGACGAAGAGAAUGCUGGCCAUUACUCUGCGGUGGCCGCAAUCAACCCCUCUUUGCAUGUAUUCGCUCCAAAACUAAAGUAUAACGGGCAAUUAACUGCCAACACCACUACUGUGAACGCUGACGUGGUCUUUGGUCCGGAUGACGAGACUGAAAAAGUUUUUGCAGCGACUACGCUGGGUUUGAUUCCUGUAGCAUUGGGUGGAGGCGUGGGUACAUUUCUUGCUUAUGGACAGACGGGAUCUGGAAAAACCCACACGCUCACCGGGGUUGAACGAUGUGUUGCGCGAGACAUCUUCAAUCUCGCAAAAGAAUACCGGCUGCUUCAAGAUCCGUCUACGCCUGUUUCCGACGAUGCGGAUUUUACUAUCAAGCUGUCAUUUUUUGAGCUCUUUGGUAAUCAGGCGUAUGACCUUUUAAACGAUCGAGCCACUGUGGAUAUUCUUGAAGAUACCUUUGGCGCGAUUCAAAUCAAAAAUAUAACCGAAGAAAUUAUCCAAACCACCGAACAUUUUCAGUCUCUCAUCACAAAGGCAUCUUCGCUUCGCCGUACUAAAGCGACCGCUAAAAACCGUCAAUCUAGUCGGUCUCAUGCCAUUUGUCGAAUCCGCAUCACUAACCGCCGGUUACCCCAUAUGGAGGAUGGUAUGCUGUAUCUCAUUGACCUUGCUGGAUCCGAGGGAAGCGGGGAUACAAAGCACCAUGAUAAGGAAAGAAUUCUAGAGUCAAAGGAGAUCAAUAAAAGCCUGCAGGCCCUCAAGGAGUGUAUCCGUAGUCGGGCGUUGGCGGCCACGACCACCGGGAAACACGUUCACGUGCCUUACCGAACCUCCAAGAUUACGGUGCUUCUGAAAAACGCGUUUGAAUUGUCAUCAGCCAAACAAUCUCGAACUGUAAUUGUUGGCACAUUGGCUCCCAGCAUCCUGGAUGCUUCUCAAACCGUAAAUACGUUAAGAUUUAUGGGCCCACUCAAAGUCACUCCAUCCCUCAAGCGUCGUGCAAAAUCUAACGACCCUGAUGACCCGGCAACGUGGGACAAUGCCACUUUACGCGGCUGGGUAAGCAGGGCGUACCCAAAGGUCAAUCCAGACAUCCUUUGUCCCACAGAAUCAGGACGUCAAAUCUGUAGACUGCCAGAGGGCGAGUUUCUUGAACGAUGUCUGCAAUGCGAAGACGUGACUCCAAAGAAGGCAAAGGCUUUUUACUUGAGACUGUGGGGUUUGCUUAUUGAUGCGCGGACCAAAGACAGGGUAAUGAAAUUAAGCCAACGUCCGGGGAAAUUGGAAGCCCAGAUGAGGGAGAUGGAGGAUUUAGAGAUCAUGGCAAGAAGCGCAGGUUGAUGAAAUUCAACCAGUAAUCAGAUAAAGUAGACCAAGGAUAGAGGUCAUUGCAGAAUGUGCGUUGGCAUAGGUGUGCUUAUGUAGUGACACGAUAGCUCAGAAGGAUUUUAUUGGAGACCAUCACAGGCAACAGAAUAGAUUCCAUAGAGCGCCGUGAUGUGGACAGAUCAGCCCCUCAAUAUAUCCUUUGUAGUUUCAAUAAAAUGGCCCCC
Molecule: messenger RNA, 1778 nt
Organism: Spizellomyces punctatus DAOM BR117
Lineage: Eukaryota; Fungi; Chytridiomycota; Chytridiomycetes; Spizellomycetales; Spizellomycetaceae
Exons: 3
Coding region: 25-1566 (513 amino acids)
Biological process (GO): microtubule-based movement
Molecular function (GO): ATP binding; microtubule binding; microtubule motor activity
Source: RefSeq, a predicted model, not a curated record